Orbicella faveolata is the source of this 2936-nucleotide messenger RNA. RefSeq lists its product as uncharacterized. NCBI's taxonomy places the organism in Eukaryota, Metazoa, Cnidaria, Anthozoa, Scleractinia, Merulinidae. Gene Ontology annotation, molecular function: signaling receptor activity. The record is from RefSeq and is a predicted model, not a curated record. Gene Ontology annotation, cellular component: plasma membrane.
GCUAACAAGAACUUUAGAGAUACUGUGCGGCAGUAUUUGAAUCCCAGAAUCCGCGCUCGUUAUUUAAGAUUCGUUCCUGUCUCCUGGAAAAAGUGGAUCUGUAUGAGAGUGGAAGUGUUCGGCUGUGAUGCUGGUGAAUCGCUUCAAGAUAAACUGGAAAAGAAACUCCUCGAGAUAAACAAAGAACGCGUGGAAUAUGUUUUGGCAACGCCUGGGAUUAUGAAGAAUCCCUAUCGUGAAGACAUGAACAUUUACUACAUGAGGGACGUAAUACAAUGUGGCAAGCCACCUAAAUAUGGCCAUGGAGUCAUGUGGCAAAACCACCACUAUCUCAGGGAAAUCCUCGAUUUUAAGCAAACUGUCUGGGUACAGAAAACUUUUAAUAACGAGUUCAGUGCGUCAGGACGGAACGUUCUGUUUCUGGAUGAACGGCGAACCCUUAAAACAAGAUCCGGCAGACAUUUUAUAUGCAAGGGAAAACUACGAGACGGCACAGAAAUCUAUCGGCACCACGUGAUAACCGCUAAAAUUGGUAUGUGUUGCUUUAAGCCAUUUCGUGGUUUUCUACCAGCGCCAUGGGUUAAAACGCCUACAAAGUUUGACUCUGUUCCUUUUAUACAUCAGGGAAGUAAAAACCUUUGGACCCCUACACUGGUGGCUGCUACUUGGAAAAGAGAAUCAUCAACCAAUCAGGGACCGGCUAAGAACUACGUUGUGGUGGGAGGGACUUGGUUUAGCACCAGAAUCUUCAGAGUCUUUUCUUUUUCAGAGGUACCUCAGAUCAUCGUACAGGAAAGAGUGGACCAGGCGUAUGAUGGUGGAAAACCCGUAUGGGGAAAGCCUGCAAUCGUUUAUGCCAGCGGUUCAGUGGCAUCAAUUGGUGUGAUUGUCUUUGGAAUACCUCAACUCAUGAUCGCACUCCCGAGGAGCUAUAUCAAAGACCGUGGAUGGAUCAUGUCAUAUUUGGGACCUGUUAUUAACGACACUAAAAGGCACGUACGAUGCGCGAGACUUGCAAUGAUGAAAGGAUUCGAUCACUUCUCCUGGAAUCAAGACCAGUGUUACUCGUCUUAUGCCAUGGGUGCCAAUGUAUACAAGAUGGAUGAUGCCGAGGGCAGACAUUAUGAAUCCAAAAUGGAGCAUCGGGAAAAUGUUCGUCCAUAUUUCAUGAAGGGAAUGAGUAAGUUAUCACUACCGGUUUCAUCCACAGACUACAACAUUAGAACCAUCCAUAAUAAACAGUACCAUAAUGACAUGCAUGAAAAUAUUGCUCAGAAGCUUAUGUUUGAAAGGUUACAUAUUACUGCUUCAUCCACCGCCUCAGCAAUUAAAAACACAUGCUACCCGGAACCGCAUGGAAGUGCUGUGAGAAGUGAUAGCGUAGUAUCGUUUCAACAUUUAAAGAAUGUUCUAAGAAUCAAAUUACCUGCCAUUGUUGACACAUGUCAGCCUUACGGACGUAGUUUUUAUCUCCUAUUUUUCCCCCCAGGGAAAUUUGAAAAGUACGAAAUCAAGUGGUCCAAGUUUGAUCAAAAAAGCAAAAAAUGGAUAGAAAUAUUCAAGUAUGACGUAACCGAUCCUGAGCGGCAAACAUCAGUGCUGUUCACGAUGAAGCCUGAAAGAGACAACGACUAUUUCAAUUACUCGCGAAGCCGAGCGAGAGGCAGAUAUCGCGCAUAUGACAAGGCCUACUUCGGUAACUAUUUCGCCGGAAGUCACGUGUUAGAUAUUGAGAGGGUGACAGCCGCUGAUCUUGGUACAUACAAAGUCGAGGUGUAUAAUCGUGUAAGAUCGGUUGGAAACGCAGCUAUUAUCGAGCUGCGACACGAAGACGAACCUCGCAUUUCACUUCCGGAAACAUUUGGUGCAUGCAUGAAAACACCUCUUAAAAUGAAUGUAGAAAUGCCGGAGAGCAGCUUCCGGUACCCAAGCCCCUGGAGUGUCAAUUGGUAUCACGUACGGACUCGAAAGGGCAAGCGGCAUCGAACACUGAAAGUCAAGAACUCUGCUACUUUGACGGUGGCUAACCCUCUUCCAGAGCAAACAGGAGAGUUGUACGAGGCAGAUGUCCGAAAUCCGUUCGGGCUCGCUAGAGGAGCGACACGAAUGGUGGUCACUGAAGACGUGCCUUUCAUCACCUGGGUGACGCCCUCUCCUCAUUUGGCAGCCAAGGAUGUAAGCGACUUGCUGGAAGUCAAAAUCGAAAAUGAUAAGACACUUGUAACGGUUGAUUGGUAUCACAAUGGUACUCUUAUUGACAGGACGACCGAUGGAUUCACAUUCCCAGGGGAAAAGUAUGGCUCCUCUUCAUUCAGAAAGAAGCUUAAAUUGGCGCGGAUUAAUUUUAACACCGCUGGGACAUACAGGAUUGUGGCAAGAGGAAAGUAUUGUCAAUUUGAGAAGAAAGUGGAAGUCCGAGUUAUAAUUAGGCCAAGGUUAAUAGCUGAGCCACAUGCUGUGUACAAGAGAGUAACCGAGGGUGAAAAUGAAAUAAAAAUGAACGUUACAGUCAAGGGUGGUCAACCCAAACCACAGCGUGAAGACAUGGGCUGGAAGAAAAGUGGGAAGCCGCUGACCCCUUCACGAUACGGGCGUGUUAUACUGUACACGACUCUAAACAAGCAGGAAGAUUGGUUCACUGCUCUUGUUAUAAAAGAUCUGAAGGAAUCAGACUCAGGCGAUUACACGUUCACUGUCAAAACAGGACCAGCGGUAACAACAGUCACAAGAAGUUUGCUUGUUUUGUCCAAGCAAGGUCAGUUGUACUAAAACACCCUUCAUUUCUAAUAGUGAUGAUUGGAUUUAAAAUCAAUUUUCUCCAACUCAGGGUAUAUUUGCGACAAUCAGUUUUCCGCUGGUAGCACAGCUGUUCCAGUUACGUUCAUUUGGUGGGUGUACUGUCUUUUCUUUCGAAACAACACAAAUCAGUAUGAAGA